Molecule: messenger RNA, 1493 nt
Organism: Umbelopsis ramanniana AG
Lineage: Eukaryota; Fungi; Mucoromycota; Umbelopsidomycetes; Umbelopsidales; Umbelopsidaceae
Exons: 10
Coding region: 142-1455 (437 amino acids)
Molecular function (GO): catalytic activity
Source: RefSeq, a predicted model, not a curated record
CUUUUAAUCUACUUUCAUUUUGACUUUGGUGACAUUUUAUCCUCCCACCUUCCUAAACCUUUAUCCCGACCCCAUCAAAUAUAAAUUUCAGAUUAUCUCGCGCUGACACAUUCUCCGCACAACAAUAAGCUAUUUGACAUCAUGCUGCAAUCUAUCAUAGCUAAAAGUAAACCAUUACACGCCAUUCGUCGUGGAAUAGCAACUACUCAAUCUCCUAAUAUAAAACCGUUGACUGGCAUUCGUGUGUUGGAGUUGGGACAGUUGAUUGCAGGACCUUUCUGUGGUACUAUCUUGGGUUAUUUCGGUGCUCAAGUGGUCAAAGUAGAGCCACCUAAACUAGGCGAUCCGCUGCGAGUGUGGAGACACUUGGAUUCGGAUGGUCAAAGCCCUUGGUUUAGGAGCUUGGGAAGAAACAAGAAAUCAGUGUGUAUUGACUUGCGCACGGAAAAAGGAAGAAGUUUGGUGAAGAAGCUGGCUGAAGAAUCGGAUGUUCUCAUAGAAAACUUCAAACCUGGAACCAUGGAGAAAUGGGGUCUUGGCCCAGAUGAUCUCUACAAGACAAAUCCAAAAUUGAUCUAUACUCGUAUUUCCGGUUACGGACAAACGGGACCGUAUUCAAAGCGUGCAGGCUACGCAUCUGUGUGUGAAGGUAUGGGUGGCUUCCGUUACGUUAACGGCCAUCCCAAUCAGCCUCCAGUGAGACCUAACAUCAGUUUGGGAGAUUCUUUGGCUGGAUUGCAUGCUGCUUUGGGAGUGGUGAUGGGGCUUCUGGCACGCCAACGCAUUGGAGAUUCUGGAGUUAGCAAAACAGGCCAAGUAGUCGAUGUUGCUAUUUAUGAAAGUGUGCUAGGUAUGAUGGAAGGCGUCAUCCCAGAGUUUGAUCGAUUCAAUGAGAUUCGCCCACCAUCUGGUACUACAGUCACCGGCAUUGUUCCCACCAACACUUACCCAUGUGCCGAUGGCAAACAUGUUAUUAUUGGAGGCAAUGGAGAUAGUAUCUAUAAGCGCCUCAUGAAGGCAGCUGGACGGGAAGACUUGGCUACUGCUGAAUACGAGACCAACAAAGAACGUGUGAUCCACCAGAAGAAGAUUGACGACGCCAUUGCGAGCUGGACCUCCACCUUGACUACUGAUCAAGUUUUAGAAAAAUUAGAAGCAGCCUCCGUACCGGCCGGUAAAAUCUAUGACGCUCGUGAUCUUGUUAAUGAUGAGCACAUACAAGCAAGAGGCAUGAUCGAAGAAGUAACGGUGGGCAGUGAACAAGACGGUCGCGGAUGGCAGGUGAAGAUACCUGCCAUGACUCCUAAAUUAGACACAACGCCUGGAUCAACGGAAUGGGCAGGUCCAGAUCUGGGACAACACACCCAUCAAAUUCUUAGUGAGGUUCUUGGACUUAGCCUUGAUGAAAUUCAACAGCUUGAAAACGAAGGUGUUACUGGUUCCAAAAAGAAAUAAAUAAUAGCUGUACAAUGGGUAGUCUUUAUAGAUGCAUU